Molecule: messenger RNA, 1769 nt
Organism: Glycine soja
Lineage: Eukaryota; Viridiplantae; Streptophyta; Magnoliopsida; Fabales; Fabaceae
Product: tetracycline resistance protein, class H-like
Exons: 14
Coding region: 152-1450 (432 amino acids)
Biological process (GO): transmembrane transport
Molecular function (GO): transmembrane transporter activity
Source: RefSeq, a predicted model, not a curated record
AGUGAACCUUAAUUUGUGGCACUGUGGCUAAGUAGAGAGGUAGCUUUCCCUGUAAGACUGUUACUUAAGAUUACCAAGAAUUCUAGCUAGCUGGUUAGUUCUUUUGUCAUUUCAAAGAGAAACUGAGAGAGCCAUAGCUAGGGAGAAUACCAUGGACAAAUUGUAUGGGUUGAGUCAUCUCUUCAUGACAGUGUUUCUUCAUAACUUCUCCAUGUUCAUGGUGGUACCAGCCAUCACCGAUGUCACAAUGGCUGCUCUUUGUCCCGGACAAGAUGAAUGCUCACUUGCCAUCUACAUCACUGGUUUUCAACAAGCGAUGAUAGGGCUGGGCACGCUUGUGAUGAUGCCACUAUUGGGAAAUCUUUCGGAUAAGUAUGGGAGGAAGGCCAUCCUCACACUCCCUAUGAUCCUCACAAUCAUUCCCGUAGGCAUAUUAGCUUACAGCAGGACGAAAAAAUUCUUCUACGUCUACUAUGUGUUUAAGAUACUCAUUUCAAUGGUUUGCGAAGGAAGCGUUCCUUGCCUCGCCCUAGCUUACGUGGCAGAUAACGUUCCAGAAAGUGGACGAAGCACUGUAUUUGGAAUUCUUUCAGGAAUUGGGUCUGCCGCAUUUGUGUGUGCCACCUUAUCUGCUCGAUUUUUAUCAUCAGCCCUAACUUUUCAAGUUUCUACACUUAUCGCGGUGAUUGGAGCACUAUACAUGCAAUUUUUCCUUCGAGAUUCAGUCAUUGAUGACAAGCACCUUUAUACCCCAAUCAUAUCACAAGGAAAUCCCAUAAUAUCUAAGGUCAAUGGAAACUUGGAAAGUAAGAAGCAUCUUUUGAAAGCAUUGCGCUCCAUAAAGGACCUAACUUCUUUCCUCAAUAGCAGCUUGACCAUUAAUCAAGCAGCAAUUGUUGCUUUCUUCAAUAGCCUUGCAGAUGUUGGCCUUCAUGGAUCAUUGUUGUAUUUUUUAAAGGCUCAAUUUCACUUUGAUAAGAAUCAGUUUGCUGACUUGAUGGUCAUUUCUGGGAUUGCAGGGACUGUGUCACAGCUUCUUCUUAUGCCUAUUUUGGCUCCUAUUUUGGGCGAGACAAGACUACUCUCAGUUGGCCUAUUCUUCCAUUGUGUACAUAUGUUCCUUUACAGCAUGGCAUGGUCCUCCUUGGUUCCUUAUGCUUCCGCCAUGUUCUCAAUUUUAUAUGUUUUCUCACACCCUUGUAUACGAAGUAUUGUAUCUAAAGAAGCUGGUCCCCAUGAGCAGGGAAAGGCUCAAGGUUGCAUUUCAGGCAUAUGUUCAAUUGCACAUAUUGUUUCUCCCUUGGUUUUCUCUCCAUUAACAGCUCUAUUCCUUUCUGAAAAGGCACCUUUUGAUUUUCCUGGAUUCAGUAUAAUGUGCAUUGGAUUUGCUUCGAUGAUAUCUUUUGUUCAAAGUUUGAUGCUUAGAGUGGCUCCUCCCAUUUUGAAUUAGGCGAAUAUAAAUUAGUUAGAGCCUUCAACGGUGCUUUUAUUGUGCUUUAGCCGAUCCUCAUAUGUACAAGCUCUACCUUUAACGUGCUUUUGAUUAGGAAACAAUAUAUUGUAUAAGUUCAUUCCUAGUAGACAUUUGACAAACUUCUAUAGUUUUUUUUUUUUACUAUUGUACCAAGUUUACUUGUAUAUCAAUUACGGGUUUUUUUUACGAGUAAAAAAACUAAAAAGCAAAGAAAAGAAAGCUAAAGCCUAGGGAACAAGGUCCAAAGGCAUCAGCUUCCACAAGAGGAAUAAUAUCUGCAGGAAUAACUUCUAUA